Messenger RNA from Carcharodon carcharias (great white shark), 725 nucleotides. Its product is annotated as urokinase plasminogen activator surface receptor-like. The record is from RefSeq and is a predicted model, not a curated record. The transcript has 5 exons. The annotation marks the transcript as partial. NCBI's taxonomy places the organism in Eukaryota, Metazoa, Chordata, Chondrichthyes, Lamniformes, Lamnidae.
GAAGGCGGGUCACCACAAGAAAGUGAGUGACAGUAGAGUUUGAUUUGUACAUAGGGUGAGGCAGUUUUCCAAGAGCCAAGAGAGUUUCCUGAUCUGUACACCUAUCUAGAGCAGUUUUGUAGGGACGUUGCUGUUUAGUGCCAGGGCUGCAUCACAUUAAAGCUGCACAAUGAAGCUGUUUCUCGGUAUUGCCAUCGUCUGCACUUGUUUUGUUAAAGUACAAUCUCGGAGCUGUAACGCCUGUACAGGAAUUAAUAGUCCAUGUCAGCCAAAGCAUGUCACUUGUCAAGAUGGGAUUAACAGCUGUGUGACGGUUUUAACCACAGUCAAUGCUGCUGGAACUACAAAAGGCUUUGUUCUGGACUGCGGAAUUUGCAAUGAAAACACCUCCAUCAACUACGGUUCUACUUCUGUUGAAGUGAAAUGUUGCAGUUCCGAUCUCUGUAACAACCAGAAUUUUGAGGCUCCCACUCCGAAUGGUCUCGAAUGCUAUACCUUGUCAGCUGGAACUGGUACCAGCAAUCCAGGAAUUGUGAAAUGUUUCGGGAUUCAGGAUCGCUGCUUGAAAACUACCGUUAAAUUUGAAGGGUCAUUCAUACAAAUCAAAGGUUGUGCAACCCAGAGCGUUUGCAAAGUCAACGACAUUCCACAACUCGGAAUGCAAGUCAGUGCUACUGUCAACUGUUGUGAUGGCAACCUGUGUAAUACAGGCACAGCCCUUCCAG